UCAAUAUAUUUAUCCUCUCUAAAGUUUUAUUACUAAUAUCUAUAGGUUCCUACUCAAAUUGAAGAAUUAUGUCCGUAAUAAAAGUCGUCCUGAGGGAUCUAUUGCAGAAGGGUAUUUAGCAAACGAAUGUUUGACAUUUUGUUCAAGAUACUUGAAUGACAAUGUUCGAACAAAAUUCAAUAACCCAACAAAGAAUCUUGACGGUCCAAUAGGGAAUGGGGUGAUGAUAAGCCUGGAUCCUCUUAUGUGGGAGCAAUCUCAUUGUUAUGUAUUGUUCAAUUGUAAUAUCACCGCUCCAUAUAUCAAACAACAUGAGGAGAUUGUUUUUAGUAAUGCUCAUACUAGCCUUGGAGAUAAAUGGGACAAGACAAAAGACCAUUGUCUUACUUUUACUGAAUGGUUUGAAGAUUUUUCUAGGAAUUCAUCUGUUAGUAAAGAGUUGAAGUGGUUGUCUAGAGGGCCAAAUGUUGCUGCAAGAAGAUUUUCUGCUUAUGUGAUAAAUGGUUAUAAGUUUAUGACUGAAGAUUGUGAGAGAAAAAUACAAAAUACUAGAGUUAUGGUUAUUUCAUCCACUCUCAAGUUUAGAAAUGAGAAAGAUGAGGAUCCAGAAGUAGAAAAUGUCACUUAUUAUGGAGUUCUAAAAGUUAUACUUGAGUUAGAUUAUCAUGGGCAUUCUAAAUAUGUGAUAUUUAAGUGCGAUUGGUUUCAAAGUAAAAAAGACAACUUUGGGUUAACACUGGUAAAUUUUAGAAAUCCAAUUUAUGAAAAUGAUCCAUUCGUAUUUGCAACUCAAGUGAGACAAGUUUAUUACAUAGAAGAUCCACUGAUACUUGGCAUGUUGUUACCAACACCAUUCCAAGGGAUUUGUUUGAUAUAUACGGUGACUUAGAUAAUGAUGACAUAGAAAAGUUCAAGGAUGG
This is a messenger RNA of Arachis ipaensis, 920 nucleotides long. The record is from RefSeq and is a predicted model, not a curated record. NCBI's taxonomy places the organism in Eukaryota, Viridiplantae, Streptophyta, Magnoliopsida, Fabales, Fabaceae.